Messenger RNA from Chrysemys picta bellii (western painted turtle), 2388 nucleotides. It is a transcript of the gene FOXL2, whose product is annotated as forkhead box L2. Gene Ontology annotation, molecular function: DNA-binding transcription factor activity, RNA polymerase II-specific; RNA polymerase II cis-regulatory region sequence-specific DNA binding. Gene Ontology annotation, biological process: anatomical structure morphogenesis; cell differentiation; regulation of transcription by RNA polymerase II. The record is from RefSeq and is a predicted model, not a curated record. NCBI's taxonomy places the organism in Eukaryota, Metazoa, Chordata, Testudines, Emydidae.
GGGGUUUAAUUACGAAUUAGAAAUGAACUCGACCGUGCCUCGCUGGCUCCCCCGCUAUAGGGGAAAGGGUUCCUGACGAAAGCGGAACUUACAAAUCAGAAAAGAGCAAGUCCUUGAGUGCAUUGGAAAUCUGAGCCUCCGGAGCCAGAGACGCGUUGCUGUCUCUUGAAAAACAGGCAGGGCUAAGAGAGAAACUUUCCCAGCUCCUAAGGGAAAGCGGCUCCGAGUAUCAGCUGGCUCUGGGCGCAAGUUUGAUCCAAAUCAAUACCAAGAAGGGACUGACUCUGAGCCUCUGCCGGUGGGACUGGGCUUCAAGCAGCCCAGCAAGCAGGAAAGCUGGUUCUUUUCCCCCUGGGAAGAAGUGUGGACUUGGGUGCCAUGAUGGCCAGCUACCAGGACCCCGAGGAGGACCCCGUAGCCCUGAUGGCUCAUGACACCAACGCCAGCAAGGAGGCCGAGCGAGCCAAGGACGAGCUGAGUCCGGAGAAGGGGGCCGAGAAGCCGGACCCCUCUCAGAAGCCCCCCUACUCCUACGUAGCUCUGAUCGCCAUGGCCAUCCGGGAGAGCGCCGAGAAGCGGCUCACGCUGUCCGGCAUCUACCAGUACAUCAUCAGCAAGUUCCCCUUCUACGAGAAGAACAAGAAGGGCUGGCAGAACAGCAUCCGCCACAACCUGAGCCUCAACGAGUGCUUCAUCAAGGUGCCCCGCGAGGGGGGCGGCGAGCGCAAGGGCAACUACUGGACACUGGACCCGGCCUGCGAGGACAUGUUCGAGAAGGGCAACUACCGACGGCGGCGGAGGAUGAAGAGGCCCUUCAGGCCGCCCCCGACCCACUUCCAGCCGGGCAAGACCCUCUUCAGCAGCGACAGCUACGGCUACCUCUCCCCGCCCAAGUACCUGCAGUCCGGCUUCAUGAACAACUCGUGGCCGCUGGCCCAGCCGCCCGCGCCAAUGUCCUACGCCUCCUGCCAGCUGGCCGGCGGCAACGUCAGCCCCGUCAACGUGAAAGGACUGUCGGCCCCGGCCUCCUACGGCCCCUACUCCCGGGUGCAGGGCAUGGCCCUGCCCGGCAUGGUGAACUCCUACAACGGCAUGAGCCACCAUCACCACCACCCGCAGCAGCUCAGCCCCGCCAGCCCCGCGCCGCCUGCCGCCCCGGCCCCCAACGGAGCCGGCCUCCAGUUCGCCUGCGCCCGCCAGCCCGCCGAGCUCUCCAUGAUGCACUGUUCCUAUUGGGACCACGACAGCAAACACAGCGCCUUGCACUCCCGGAUAGACAUCUAGAGACCCCCGCCCUCCUGUCUGUCUGUCUCUUGUUUCUCCUCUGUAGUGGCGGAUUUGUCUAAAGUGCUCUCUGUGCCAAAAAUGGGUACAGCGGGAAAAUGUAAGCCCUGCUCCGCGGUUGGUUGAAGGCAGUGUAAGUGUUGAACUUUAAAAACCCUCUAGCUGCAGCGAGAGAUCUGUGUGAUCCUGUUGGAGUGUAAGGUUAUCAAGCGAUGGCCGGUUUGUCUGACUUAUAAGGGGCGGGGGAGGGGGGAGACUGACUUUUCUUUUUAAAGCAUGCCAUUCAAAAUACACAGUUUUGUCCUCAAACGUAUACUCCAUUUUGUAAUUUGGCACUAUUAUUUUUGGACAUUGAGGAAAGUAAACUGGGGGGAAAUAGAAAAACCACCAAUUCGAUCUCCGCUAAUUGUAGAUUUGUUGCUGGGACAGGCCUAUCCGCUGUGUAUCACGGGACUUUUAUAGUCUGGAAAGAAUUGCACUUCUUCAAAGUUCUGUCCUUCUGUCAAAAUAGUACUUACUUGGGAACUGUUUUUUAAAGCAGAACGCAUGCCUACAUUUCAUAGCAAUGCUGUUGGUAUUUGAAACAAACAAAAAAUAACAAGAGUAACUUGUGAAAUAUGUCGGCAGUGAUAUAGAUAUAUGUAUAUUAAAGUAGAAAAUGUCCUGUGAGGUCUUAAGAGUAAUUUUAUACAGGUCUAAAAUAAUAUUUUGAAGUUAUAAGAAAAAAAGACGGUUUCCUAUAAUAAUUGGGAUUUUUUCCAUGCGCAUUAUUAUUAUUAAAUAAAAGUUAAAUUUUAUCUUCAUAUUUUUGACCAAAAACCUCCUGGCCCCAAAUGGAAUCUUUGGUAGGUUCUGCGUUUAACUGCUCAGCAUCUUUCUUACAAAGUUUUGGUCCUCCGACUUUAAAUAGAUUAAUGUGAAAAACAUAGAUGUUUAUAAAUAUUGGGGCCAGUUCAUAGCGAUUUUAUAAAUGUUUAUGUAAGCUGAUAGAUACUAAGGCAUAGUACCAUUUUUGGGACCAACUUUUCUAGAGUAAACUAGCACUUUUAUUGUAUUUUCUAGCAUUGUAAAGUCUCCAAUAAAAUGUUUUUUUCUUUCUUUUAA